GACGGACUGUGUUGGGUUUCGAGAAAAACAAAACAAGCCAGCGUUCUAUGUGUGGCUAUAUUUCACUCUGCCUUAUGAGAUGAAUAGAUAACCUUAGUUGCAGAGUGAGAUGUUCACAGAAACAAUAGUAAUGUCUGUGGCGUUCGUCAAACAGGAUUAGCAAUCAAUUUCUCGGAAUAUAUAUAUAGAGUAUUUUUAGCGAGAAAGCUAAUGUUAGAAGCUGGUCACGCGACGGUAUAAACUGCUAGCUGUCGAUAACCGCAUUAGCAGCGUUAUCUACUGUUAUCAGCCUAGCUACGUGUUCACCGGUCGCAAAGCGCAAUACGGUGCAUUAUAACUACUUUGGGUACAUUACGUAACGUUAGCGGACACAUUUUUGGGCGAUUGAGCAACAUUGGAAAGUAGAAUGUGACAAUAGUGGGCACGGCCCUUUGCCAUCCCGUGUAGCUGCUCCUUUGGCAGUGAAGUCAUGCAGGAUGUGAGGUGUCCAUUGCUCAAGAGAACCCGGCUCAUUUUAUAGCGGUGAAAGGGUUAGUUUCCGUCAGUGGGAUAUCUCGGCUUAUUUACCCGCAAAAUGCCUGGAAUGGUGGUGUUUGGUCGGCGGUGGGGGAUCGCCACUGACGACCUUGUUUUCCCCAGCUCCUUUGAACUGUUCAUCCGCGUAAUUUGGUGGAUUGGCGCUAUUAUUCUGUAUACUUAUCACAAAGGUCAUUUUGACUGUAAUGGGAGAGGAGUUCUUCACAUUUACCUGGUCGGACUGUUGGUUGUGCUUGGGCUCAUCAUCCUGUCAUUAUGUGCUAUUGUCUACGUCAGUGCCCAAGGUACCAUAACAAAUCCUGGCCCACGACGCUCUAUGCCUGCACUGGUGUACCUGCGAGCUCUCCUGUACAUCCCUGAGCUGGUGUGGGCCUGUCUGGGAGCGGUCUGGGUGUCUGACGAUGGCAGAGGGUGCGAUCCUGCCACAGUGGGGGCUGUCAUCGCAGCAGUGGUUGCCAGCUGGAUUAUCCUGCUCUUUACGGGGCUGGGCGUGGUAUUUGUGUUUGACCCCCUCGGCAGCCCCCAUUCUCCGCCUGCUGUCAUGGAGCCACUGGGAGUGCGAGACAUGGAGAGUAGCGGCGGCACCCAGUUCUUCUCCACAGCUCGCUCCCUGGCCGUCAAGGUGUGGGAGAGCAGGCUGCGGCUGCUGUGCUGUUGUCUGCCACAGGACGAAAGCCACCGAGCCGCGUUCUCUAGCAUCGCACAGCUCUUCAGCGGAUUCUUCUCUGACACAGAUCUGGUCCCCAGUGACAUAGCAGCUGGUUUGGCUCUGCUGCACCAGGAGCAGGAUAAGAUGGAGCAUAGCAGAGACCCAGAUGCCAUAGUCCCUCACAGUCCUUCCUCUCCCAUUGGAGAAGAUUUGGAGACAGAGUUGGAGAAAGCAGCUCACUGUAUGCAGUUUGCUGCAGCAGCCUAUGGCUGGCCGCUGUACAUUUACUCCAACCUCUUUACUGGGCCCUGCAAACUAAGUGGAGACUGCUGUAGGAGUCAGACAGCUGAGUAUGACAUCGUUGGAGGAGACCACCUUGGCUGUCACUUCUCAUCCAUCCUGCAGAGCACUGGGUUGCAGUACAGAGACUUCAUCCACGUCAGCUUCCACAACCAGAUCUAUGAGAUCCCCUUUUUCGUGGCUCUGGAUCAUAAGAGAGAAGCCGUUCUGGUGGCUGUCAGAGGAACACUCUCACUGAAGGAUGUCCUGACAGACCUGUCUGCUGAAUGUGAGAACCUGCCUAUAGAAGGAGUGUCUGGCGCCUGCUACGCUCACAAGGGCAUGUGCCAAGCGGCAGGUUACAUCUACAAGAAGCUGGUCAACGAUGGCAUCCUGAACCAGGCUUUCUCCGUUGCGCCGGAAUAUAAACUGGUCAUCACGGGUCACAGUCUGGGCGCUGGCACAGCUGCACUGCUGGCCAUCCUCUUGCGCAAUUCCUUCCCCACUCUGCAGUGCUACGCAUUCUCUCCACCAGGGGGACUCCUGAGUAAAGCCUUAGCUGAUUACUCCAAGGACUUUGUGCUCUCGGUUGUGCUGGGAAAGGAUCUGGUUCCCAGACUGAGCAUUCCCAACAUGGAGGAUCUGAAGAGAAGGAUCCUUAAAAUUGUUUCAAACUGCAAUAAGCCCAAAUAUCGCAUCCUGCUACAGGGCCUUUGGUAUGAGCUGUUUGGAGGAGAUCCGGAUGAUUUUCCGACUGAGAUGGACAACAGGAGGGAGGAGGAGCUCAGCCAGCCGCUGCUGGGGGAGGAGUCACUAAUUAUUCGCCAGUCAUCAUCCUAUCAGAGCCUGGGAUCAGACGACUCACCUGCCCACAAGGCUACUCACUUACCACUGUUCCUGCCUGGGCGAAUUCUGCACAUCACAGAUGAUGGGCCGUCUCGGAGGUCCUGUUUUUCCCAGGCCAGCUAUCGUGCAGAGUGGUCCAAUGAAAUGGCCUUCAGGAGCAUUUUGAUCAGCCCCAGGAUGCUUGCAGAUCACAUGCCUGACAUUGUGCUUCGAGCACUCAACAGUCUGAUCAUUGAUAGGCCCUUCUCCCUCUGCCCGUCCUCCCUGAACAACAGCCAGCACAAUACUAUCUGAAAUGUACCACAAAGACUGAGUGCUUAUCUUGUAUGCUAAGCCUGUUUCUGAUAUAUGUUAGCUGUUUGAGUUUCUUCACGUUUGAUCCAGGAUUCUUUCAAGUUGGUCCCAAACCUUAUUACUGGGCCUGCAUAAGUGUAUACAUUAGGACUUGAUUGUAAUGAAAGACAUGAUCUCCGUGAAUCGUGUUAACUUGUCAAGAGAAACAUGCUGGAGCACAGGGACUUGUUUGUUAAAUUGCACUUUUAAUUAUUUACUUUUAAUUUUAAUAUUUAAUUUUUAUUUCAGUUCUCUGAGCUACUCCAUGCGCAACUUUAUGCCAUGAUAUCUGAAUGUGCAUUGUGUACAAUAUUUGACAGUGCUGCGGUUAUAUUGUCAUGUCAGUGUUUUACAUCUAAUGUUUGUGUGAGUGCCGUAUGGUUGGUAGAGGCUGCCCCCCCCCCCCCCCCCACCGGUCACUCAAAUGGUCUUCCUGAUCUGUGGGGACGACUGAGGAGCAGUAUGAUCCAGGACGAGAGGAUUUAGGGGUGACUUUUACUUCCAAAUGUGGUUUAAAUCAUUACAUCUUCAUUGUAUAGUAAUUAUGGUGAGUCUGUCUCGUGUUUAAAUGUCUUGAGACAUCAGGAUGAACAGUGCCUAUGCAUUAUGGACAAACAAGUCAAAAGAAUUGCUUUACAGAAACAGUGAAGAGUGCAGAGUGUUUACAGUGAGUUUGGUUCUGCAUUUUCUGCAAUGCGGUCUGAAUAGUGCAUGGUGAUUGGCGUAAACGCGAUACAUGUGAGAGGUAGAAAGACUGUACUUCUACAUUUUGUGGGAACCUGUUUACUUGCCAUAAAUAUUACAUCUUUUUGUUUCAGGUAAUAUAUUAACACCUGAAUCAACUGAUGCCUGCCUAUCUUAUUCACAUCCUCAAUAAAAUGCAUUGGACUUCUUGAUGCAAAUAAAAGCUUCUUUCGAA
Molecule: messenger RNA, 3563 nt
Organism: Toxotes jaculatrix (banded archerfish)
Lineage: Eukaryota; Metazoa; Chordata; Actinopteri; Toxotidae
Gene: daglb
Product: diacylglycerol lipase, beta
Exons: 15
Coding region: 575-2605 (676 amino acids)
Biological process (GO): lipid metabolic process
Source: RefSeq, a predicted model, not a curated record